UUUCAAGACGGUCGGACGUGGAAAGCACUAUCUGCCAAAAGAAUUUGUAAACAGUUUCGGAGAACUGAACUGCACACAGCUGUGGACACCUGAAUCACCAGCCAUGAAUUUCAACUGGUGUGCAGGGCUCUUUGUGGUCUUGGCCUUGGCAGCGCCGAUUUACACCGCUUGCCCAAAGGAAAGUCAAAUGUGCUUGAGAAACGGAACGUACCAGUACUGCGAUGGAGAGGAGAGAUAUUUUACAAAUAAUAUUAAUAGAGCAGAUCUGGUUUACUGUGCGUCCAUGUUCUGCGAACCGGAGGAGUUCCAGCACGACUACAUAACGCGUAACCACGAUCAAACGCCGCACCAGAACAAGUGGAAACGGGCUCGAAUCGGCGAACGUGCCACGCUGCACGAUGUGUGUCUGCUGCGAAACGGAUUGCCGGUCACCAGGGAGUGUAGGGUGCAGGACAACCGAGCCCACUGGGAGUCCACCGAGCACUGGGAUCCCGUGGCGUGUCUGAGGCGAUUCAGGGAGCACGCGAUCAGCGGCGACUUGAACAGCUUGCAUGACGAUCUUCUGGAGGGCAGGAGGCGCACCAAUGACACCCAGGGGCGUCGUGCGAUGACUGGCAUCAUGAGGGACAUGUUCCGGCAGCGGGAUAGGACACUUCUGCCCGCCGAUGUCCACAUGACGGGGCAGAUGUUUGGCACCCUGAUGCUGCAGGACAAGGAUGCGACGGUCAGUGCGGACCUGGUCAGUGUGUGCAAGGAGAUAAUGUCCUGCGACAGCAAGGUGCUCAGAUUAUCCGCCCAGCUGAACGCCACCAACUCCCUGCUCAGCCAGUUCGAGAGCUACAUGGAUGCCCUGCCGGAGCAGCUGGUUCCCAAGGAAAGAUGCGGCAAGGUGGUGGCCAAGCCGAGCAGUGAUGCGACAGAGACGGCCACUACCGGCGUGGAAACGUACAACUUCUCAGACAUCGGAGUCCAGGCUCUGAUUACCGGCAACAUCAGCGUGUUCUUCGCCAAUCCCGAAUGCGAUCGCAUAACUGGCAUAGCUAUAUUCUCGGCACCGGGUGACCAGCGCAAAACCUCCGACAGUGGCUACUGGUACCGCUUCAUCCGGUACUCCGAGGACUUGGCCAAGGUGAAGGAGGAAGCCCAUCUGGAGACAGCUGCCUUUCUGCCAGAGAAUCUAUGGCGACAAGUGAGCAGCAGGGGAGCCACCUAUCUCAUCUUCAAGGUCUACGCCCACGAUGCUCUGUUCGUGGAGACCUCACUGCAACGCACUCGCAAGCCUCGCAGCAAAGUAAUCUCCAUUUCCAUUCCAGGAUUGCAAAGCAAUCUACUUUCUCUGCCAUUGCCCUUUCUCCUGCGCAAUGAGAACCUUCGCAAUCCGGAUUCAAAGGCCUUUAGUUUUGGCAGUGGCUGUGGAUACUGGAACUAUGAGACCUGGUCGAACGAGGGAGUAAUCACUGGAAGCAGCUCGGAUCUCUUGAAAGACGCCAUCAUCGAGUGCCACACCUACCACCUCACGCAGUUUGCAUUCCUGGUGGGUGGCAGCUAUCGAACCAACGACCUUGGCGAGGAGGUUCUGAUUACACCCAUCAACGAGAAGGUGCUGGACAUCAUCUCGAUAGUGGGCUGCAGUCUCUCCCUUCUGGGUAUACUGGGCAUAUUCCUCACUGCGGCCCUCUUCAAAAGCUGGCGCAGUCAGGCCUCCACAAAGGUGUUGCUCCAUCUUUCCCUGGCAAUGUGUCUGCAGAUGGUGCUCUUCGUGUUCCUGAACACGGAUGAUGUAUCCGAAGCGCUCGUCGUGAAUGGCAACAUAGUUCGCUGUGUGGCUCUGGGCGCUGCCAUGCAGUACUCCAUCCUGGUCCUCUUCAGCUGGAUGCUGAUCAUCGCCUUCCUGCAGUUCCAGCGCUACGUCACAGUGAUCGGAAUCGAGAGACCACCGCGCUAUAUCCUGAAGGCCGCCAUUGUGGCCUGGCUACUGCCCCUGGUGCCCACCCUGCUGGUGGCCCUCAUAGAUCCCGACUCGUACGUCCCCACGGCAGACCAACUCUCCACGGACACUGGCAUCUGCUAUCCAUCGGGUUAUGGCCUCAUUUUUGGAGUGGUGCUGCCCGUGACCUUGAUCACUGUGUCCAACCUGGUGAUAUUCGUGUAUGUCUUCUAUAGCAUCUCGCACUCCUUGAGCCAGAGCAUCCAUAAGAACGAGAAGAAAAUGGUGGUCAAGCAGAUACGCCUCUCCAUAAUGCUCUUCUUUUUGCUGGGACUCACCUGGAUCUUUGGCAUAUUCGCCUUCAUGCAUGCUGGGGUGGCCUUUUCAUACCUCUUUUGCAUCACGGCCACUAUGCAGGGAUUUGUGAUGUUCAUCUACUUUGUCCUCUUGGAUUCCGCGAACCGCCGGCUGUGGGUGGGUCUGAUAUGCCCCACCAAGAUGGAGAUGGAUGUCCAAAAGCGCCACACCGAGCUCCAGUCGAUGACCACCUCCUCCACCAACUACGCCAGCCGAUCGCAUCAGUAGAUGCACUAAAGUCCGUAUUACCCAACGAACAAAGGUCCUCGACCAAUGUAUUAAUAACUUAUGAAUUAUCCUUAUUGAUUGCCAUUAUGUAUAGGUUCCUAAUUUAAAAUUAAAAAAAUACUAAUACCAAAUAA
Messenger RNA from Drosophila santomea, 2646 nucleotides. Its product is annotated as adhesion G-protein coupled receptor G7. Gene Ontology annotation, molecular function: G protein-coupled receptor activity. Gene Ontology annotation, biological process: cell surface receptor signaling pathway; adenylate cyclase-activating G protein-coupled receptor signaling pathway. Bases 104 to 2512 code for a protein of 802 amino acids. The transcript is spliced from 2 exons. The record is from RefSeq and is a predicted model, not a curated record. Gene Ontology annotation, cellular component: membrane. NCBI's taxonomy places the organism in Eukaryota, Metazoa, Arthropoda, Insecta, Diptera, Drosophilidae.